Molecule: messenger RNA, 4383 nt
Organism: Struthio camelus australis
Lineage: Eukaryota; Metazoa; Chordata; Aves; Struthioniformes; Struthionidae
Product: histamine H2 receptor
Biological process (GO): G protein-coupled receptor signaling pathway, coupled to cyclic nucleotide second messenger; chemical synaptic transmission
Cellular component (GO): plasma membrane; dendrite
Molecular function (GO): G protein-coupled serotonin receptor activity; neurotransmitter receptor activity; neuropeptide Y receptor activity
Source: RefSeq, a predicted model, not a curated record
GUAGGCUUGCCUUAACUACAGAGGAGCGCACGCUUCUGUUGAGGGGAAAAUCGCAAAUUGAAAAUCUCUGUGCUGUUGAAUAGAUACAAGAUAGAGGUUCAGCAUACCGUGUUGGGGCAAAACCAACUGACUGCACGUAUCCAGGCUGAGGAGGAGCUCCGUGGGAAGGGAUCUGCGAGGCUGCAAGCUGCCUUGAGUCAGUCAUCUCCCGCUGCUGGGAAAAGCAGCGAGCAGCCGGCCGAGUGAUACCGUUGAGAUGCUUCGAGCUGAUAGACUGAAAUUAACGGUCAGUUUUGGAGUACAGGGACUAGAGGGCAUCCCAUGAAAGUAGCUGGUGGCAGGCUCAAAACAAAAAGAGGAGCUUCUUUGCACAGCGUGUACCUGAGCUGUGGGACAUUCUUCUACAGAACGUUGUGGAUGCUAAAAGAGUGUUAGUCCUACCUUCCGACUAGCUGCAAGCCACAGGUACCUGUGCCACCAUCUGAUCAAAAUCUGGGAACUGAGCUAGGAAGCUAUGGAUGGGAGCUUUUAAUUGUCAUGAAGAACUUCAGCCAGUGCUGCACAUUUAUAGUCUUACCCUCAGGAUUGCAGAUACUUCUAACAGACUGAUAACAAUGGAACAGUGAUGGCGCAGACACAGCAGGAUUUUAUCAGUGGGAAGAUGCUGAUGGAUGAAAAUGCAUCUUGGCUCUCUAAUUUCUCCUCUGCUGCCUCCUCCUUUGUGAAAGGAGGUGGAAACUGGGCAGGGAUUGGCCUCCAGGAGGUGGUCAUUGGACUGAUACUUACCCUUAUUGACUUGACCACGCUCCUGGGAAACACAGUGGUCUUUAUCUGCCCUGUGGUGGAAAAGAGGCUGCGCACUGUCACCUAUAUGUUUAUCAUGUCUUUAGCCACGGCAGACUUCCUUGUAGCGUGUCUGGUCAUGCCGUUUAGUAUCAUUUAUGAGGUGACAGGGAUGUGGCUGUUUGGGAAGCUGUUCUGCAAGGUGUGGAUCUCCUUUGACGUCAUGUUCUGCACUGCGUCCAUCGUUACUUUGUGCUUUAUUAGCUUGGACAGAUACUGCUCCGUGGUGACCCCUUACCACUAUUCAAGAAGGAUGUCUCGUGGCAGAUGCAUUGUAAUGACCUGCAUGGUUUGGGUAUACUCCUCCCUCAUUUCCUUCCUUCCCGUCAUGCAAGGCUGGAACGAGAUCCCUGGGGUCGAUUUCGAUGCAGGCAGAGAAUGCAUCUUUGUCACCAACUGGAUUUUCGCCAUUGUAGCUUCUGCCCUUGCAUUUUUUGUCCCUUUCAUGGUCAUGUGCAGCAUGUAUUUCUUCAUUUACCGAGCUUCACGGCUCAAGGCCACACGGAUCAUGUCUCAGACUCUGGAGAUUCACUAUCACCCCAACAGCAAGCGGCAGAACCACCUGCAGCUGGAGAACAAAGCCACGCGGACCAUUAGCAUUAUCAUUUCUGUCUUUGUGCUGUGCUGGCUGCCGUACUUUGUCCUGAAUGUUUGGCUGGCUGCCAGAGGUGCCGAUGCCACUAGCACGGUCUUGGUUGACACCUUCAAGAUCAUCACUUGGUUAGGUUAUUGCAACUCCACUAUCAACCCAAUGCUCUAUGCUUUCCUGAACCGGGACUUCCAGCGGGCCCUGAAGAAGCUGCUCAUUUGCAGGCACAGGUCUCAAGUGGACAUUGGAGAAGACAUGGUUUCAAUAGCCACGUUUUCCAAGACUGCUCCAGACUUAGAAUAUAACAUGAUGAUGCCGGUGCCUAACGGUGCUCUGAAGGGCAAACCCAAGCAAUAGGGAUUCAGGAUCAGUUGCUAGAGGUUGUGGUGUAAACAGUGCAAGAGCACAUCCGAAUGGAAGAGUAAUGGGUAAGAAAGUAGCGGAAGGAGAGGUUGGAACGGGGAGCUGUUCGUUACAGCUGGGGGCAUACAACAAGAUAUUUCUUCAUCUUCCGUGGUGUUUUGAAUGAGGAACUCUGCUGUUUUGGGUGCAAUUUGUUUUAACUACUGAAGAUAGUUUCUUUCUUGCUAUUAAGUUUUUUAAUGAAUAUUUCUUAAGAUGAAUUCAAACUUCAUGCUGGAAAAAAAAUCAGUUUGAUAAUGUGAACUUGUCUUACUCUGCUUAUAGCCUGGUGAUCUCCCAGAACUGAAGAUGGGACAUUAUUCUUUCAGAUUAGGUCACUGUAGUUCUCAUCUCGCAGCCUACAUCACAAGUUCGGCAAAUUGUAAUAGGUUCACUUGUGUCAGUCUGUGAACAGGGGUUGGAAGGAUGUGGUCAAAGAGUAGAGUUAACUCCUGCAGAAAGCCCGUGUGUGCUGAGAGCUUGUGCAGUCUGCGCAGGGUUCAGCUAACAUGCUCGCUUCUGAAAUACAGAGGGGCUUAGUGUUUUCAAGCUUCAGACUUGGUGUUUGAUGGUAUAAGAUUGGUUCAGCAUCAGGAAGGAAAGGGUAGGAGAAAUACUCUACACGGUUUUUCUUUGGAUGCCUUUGUAAAAUCUAAGACCAUUGCUUCAGUGUUUUCUGUGAAUUAUCUAUGACAAGUCUCCUUAGUCCCUAUUUAUUCUGGAAAGGGACCUUAUGUCUUAGACCCCACUGGAGAUGAGCAAGGCUUGCUGAAACAUUUCUCUAGAGCACCAACUACCCAAGGAGCUCAAAAGAGGUUACAGGUGACUGACACCAGCCAAAUAGCAGAUGUGACAAGGUGUUACUGCUUAAGUGUAAGUAUUUUUUGUGCUGUGGUGUCUGUACAUUGAUGCUGUGAGUGUAACCAUAUAGAGUAUUGCUGGACCACACAGCCAUUAAAAAAAGGAUGAUAAAUAUCCUUGCUUCUUACUACUAAAAUCCCAGCAACGAUUUAUGGACUUCAAGCAGAAAGUAUAGAAGGGCAGGUCAUGAAUGUACAUAUCUGGUCAGCCUGUUUCAAACAGGUACGUGCUUGUUCUUAUCAUUCCUGAGUGCUUCACUGGACUUCAAACAGCGACUCCACAGGACUGGUUCCCUGGAGGAUGACGCUGGAAAGGCAGGACUGCACCUGAACAUCUCUGCAAGUAUCUAACACCGGGCAAAAGCAGGAACUGAACUGCCAGAAGCACCUCAGAAAACUUGAGGACCACAGAUUUUCUGUUGCAGUCACAGGAGGGCUGGUGAGCGCUCAGAUCACAGCCAUCGCUGCCCCCUCUGCACGUUUCAGGUACAGGCUCAUGCUGGUUAACAUGUUAGAGUCACUGCACCGAGAUCCUGUUCUUACAUCGCUCUUCUGCGGACAUGAAACACUUCAAAGAUGGUUUCUAGAAUGGCUUUUUUCUGGUCAGUAUAUUCUGAGUGUUUACUUGCCCCAUGUUGGACAGGCAAGGCUGCUGCAGCCCAGGAAGCCAAGCACAGCCGAGCGAUACCCUGGCCAAUAUGUAAUGCUGAAACCCCGGAGUGAGGCACUUGGCGGGGUGAAGAAUGUCACUUUAUUAAGAAGAAGAGAGGGGCAAGUUAGUCAAAGGCCUGAGUCCUUCCACUUCUAGCACAAUGGUAGCAUGGAGGAGGACAGACCUAAAAAAGGUGUAGCAGACUGCACGAAGCCGCUGUCUGAAGUUCCUCAGCUACUGAAGGCACAGGCACAAAGAGGCAGAAGUCCUUGCUCCUUAAGAACCUAGUUCGGCAGGAGAGGAAACAGCUCUGAUGCACAGUUGCAACGCUUGGUGCUCCUGGCAAAUGCAUCGUCAUGGAGUGUAUCGGCACUCCUAGCUCCUUCAGCUCCAGUAAAUACCUGGAAGGGGUAAGGAGGAUAACCAUGUGAUGCUUUCCUGGUUCCGGGAGGGCAUCAGUGGGAGACCAAAUGGGCCUGAAAGCAGACUAGGCAGUAUCCUUGCUCCUGACAGCCCACUCGUUUUGAUAAACGAGACAAGGAUUGGGUUCUAGUCCCAAGAGCUAUCCAAGCUGUCGGGGAGGGAGCAGAGGUAGAGGCACCAUAUUCUGCAUUGCAACGGUUCAGGACUCAAGUGCUUCUACCCUGUGUAGAAGAGCCUGAGCCCAGAACGCCCUUUUGCAGCUGGCAGCUGUAGUAGCCUGCGUUCAGGUGUCCCUCAGCAGAAAAGGAGUUGGCAGAAAGGCGCACACUGAUUUCCAUGGCCACAGGAAGACAAGAGACCUGAGGCAGCCUGACAGUUGUUUUCUAAAUUUCGCACAGCUGCUCCUAAAUUGAAAGGAGGCAAAUUAACUGGUGAGUGAAACAUCAGCUGUUCCUGCCAACAGGGCUGUAGACUGGCCUAAGUAAAAAGUGGGAGCUCAAGUACAGAGGUAGCACAGACCAUUGCAGCUAUUGUCUGUACAUAGUUAUCCUGAGACAAGCUUGCCCUUCCCUGCUUUCCAUUCCAGCGUGGUCACAGAGAGGACACAUACUAGA